Messenger RNA from Amaranthus tricolor (Joseph's coat), 1628 nucleotides. RefSeq names its product cytochrome c1-2, heme protein, mitochondrial. NCBI's taxonomy places the organism in Eukaryota, Viridiplantae, Streptophyta, Magnoliopsida, Caryophyllales, Amaranthaceae. Gene Ontology annotation, biological process: mitochondrial electron transport, ubiquinol to cytochrome c. The coding region runs from base 360 to 1280 and encodes 306 amino acids. The record is from RefSeq and is a predicted model, not a curated record. The transcript is spliced from 8 exons. Gene Ontology annotation, molecular function: heme binding; electron transfer activity.
GCUUAUUACCACUCCUUCUGCCUUAGUUGGCCAAGAAUAGCCCGUGCCACGCAUGAGCUCUCCUCAUCACAUUUUACUUACAACCACUCGGGCCUCAACCUUCCCUGCGAUCGGGCCGCCUGAGUUCGAAUACCGUCCAAACCAAUUUUUAAUUUUCCAAAUUUUCCCCUCUAAGAUUGUAGAACUUACUGAACCCUAAAAUAAAUAAAAUCCUCUAAACCAAUUAACCAAUCCUCAUUUUUGCAUACUUCUUCCUUCCCAAAUCUCUCGACUAUUUUUCAUUCCAUCGCCGUGAAUUCCACCCUUCUGUUUCUCCGGCGACUUUUCCCUCUUUUUUCGCCGAAGAGGUUAGCUGCGAAAUGGCUGGAGCUCGAUUAGUUCAGCAGAUUUUGAGGAGGAACCUCCAGUCUCAUUCAACUGCAAUUCCAGCUGUAUCGUCCAUUGCAGCAAAAGACCAAGACAGCUCUGGUUCAAAAGUGCUGAGAGCGUUUGCUCUCCUUGGAGCUGGUGCUACAGGUCUUUUGAGCUUUGCCACUGUCGCAUCUGCAGAUGAAGCUGAACAUGGCCUGGAAAGCCCAAAUUACCCUUGGCCUCACAGUGGCAUCCUCAGUUCAUACGACCAUGCCUCGAUUCGUCGUGGGCAUCAGGUCUACACUCAGGUCUGUGCCUCAUGCCACUCAAUGUCUCUGAUUUCAUACCGUGAUCUGGUGGGUGUAGCAUACACAGAGGAGGAGACUAAAGCUAUGGCUGCUGAGAUAGAGGUGGUUGAUGGACCUAAUGAUGAGGGUGAAAUGUUUACUCGUCCCGGAAAACUCAGUGACAGAUUUCCUCAGCCAUAUUCUAAUGAAGCAGCUGCUAGGUUUGCUAACGGUGGGGCCUAUCCUCCUGAUCUAAGUCUUAUUACCAAGGCACGACACAAUGGUCAGAAUUAUGUAUUCGCCCUUCUUACAGGCUACCGUGACCCACCUGCUGGUGUUUCGAUCCGAGAAGGGUUGCACUACAACCCAUACUUCCCUGGGGGUGCAAUUGCUAUGCCAAAGAUGCUCAAUGAUGGUGCGGUUGAGUAUGAAGAUGGUACUCCGGCUACAGAAGCUCAGAUGGGGAAAGAUAUUGUUACAUUCUUGGCAUGGGCAGCAGAGCCGGAAAUGGAAGAGAGGAAGCUGAUGGGAUUCAAGUGGAUCUUUGUACUUUCUCUGGCUCUACUUCAAGCCGCGUACUACCGACGGUUGAAGUGGUCGGUUAUCAAGUCUCGUAAGUUGGUCCUUGAUGUUAUCAAUUAGAGACCGACCCUUUUUUCCCUGUAUUGAUUGUGGUUAGUUUCAAGUGGAAGAAUAAUGUUUCAUCGGAUAUUAUAUCGACUGCCAUGGCUGAUUUGCUUCAAUGAAGUAGCUUGGGGCGUUAUAUUUUGAUUGCCAGGGAAGAUAAUAAACUUCCCCACAUAGUAGAUUAUUCUUUGUUAUAGACUAUUUUGAUUGUACUUCUGCAUGUUCAACAUGUCCAUGUGUUAUUCGUACGUUUUGGCGCCAUAUUACUGCAUGCUUCAACUUUGUUUAGCCAAUUUUGCAUCUGUAAAACAAACUGUUAAGAAUAAAUCUGAAGAACUAAGGCUAUUUUCGGUUCUUACGAAA